This is a messenger RNA of Chrysochloris asiatica (Cape golden mole), 859 nucleotides long. RefSeq names its product proteasome (prosome, macropain) assembly chaperone 1 (gene PSMG1). NCBI's taxonomy places the organism in Eukaryota, Metazoa, Chordata, Mammalia, Afrosoricida, Chrysochloridae. The record is from RefSeq and is a predicted model, not a curated record. Bases 2 to 859 code for a protein of 285 amino acids. Gene Ontology annotation, molecular function: proteasome binding. Gene Ontology annotation, biological process: proteasome core complex assembly. The transcript is spliced from 7 exons. Gene Ontology annotation, cellular component: endoplasmic reticulum.
UAUGGCCACGUUCUUCGGGGAGGUGGUGAAGGCUCCGUGCCGAGCUGGGACAGAGGACGAGGACGAGGAUGCCGAGAGGGAGACUCCGGAGGACAGGGAGGUCCGACGGCAGCUGGUGCGAAAGAGGGAAGUGCGGCUUUUUCGAAGACAAACAAAAACAACGUUGGAAGUUUCCCUGCUAGAAAAGUAUCCUUGUUCCAAGUUUAUAAUUGCUAUAGGAAAUAAUGCUGUAGCAUUUUUAUCAUCAUUUGUUAUGAACUCAGGUGUCUGGGAAGAAGUCGGUUGUGCUAAACUAUGGAAUGAAUGGUGUAGAACCACAGACACAAUAAGUCUGUCCCCCACAGAGGCUUUUUGUGUGUUUUAUCAUCUAAAAUCAAAUCCUGCGAUUUUCCUUUGUCAGUGCAGUUGCUACGUUGCCGAAGAUCAGCAGUAUCAGUGGCUGGAAAAGGUUUUUGGCACUUGUCCGAAGAAGAACAUGCAAGUAACAAUUCUCACAAGUCGACAUAUCACUGACUAUAAAACUUCAGAAUCUACGUGCAGCCUGCCGUCUCCUUUUCUGAGAGCCCUGAAAACACAAAAUUUCAAGGAUCCUGUGUGUUGUUCACUGCUAGAACAGCCAAACAUCGUCCAUGAUCUUCCUGCAGCAGUUCUGAGUUACUGUCAAGUAUGGCGAAUUCCUGCCAUUCUGUACUUGUGUUAUACCGAUGUCAUGAAGGUAGACCCCAUGACAGUAGAAGCUUUUAAGCCCAUACUUUCUUCCAAAAGCCUAAAAGGUUUGGUUAAGAAUAUUCCCCAGAGCACAGAGAUGCUGAAGAAACUGAUGACAACAAAUGAGAUUCAGAGUAACAUUUAUACAUGA